Xenopus laevis (African clawed frog) is the source of this 1287-nucleotide messenger RNA. RefSeq lists its product as uncharacterized. The record is from RefSeq and is a predicted model, not a curated record. Lineage: Eukaryota; Metazoa; Chordata; Amphibia; Anura; Pipidae. The coding region runs from base 359 to 859 and encodes 166 amino acids. The transcript has 6 exons.
UGCUAUGAAACCACAAGAAAGACUCAUGUUGGUCUGGUAACUCAAGCUGACCCUAGUGAGAUCAGGGCCUGGAUCUAGACCAAAAAGGGGUGGGGAGAAUUAAAAGAAUAGUGAAUGAAGAAAACAGACUUGUACACAACUUGCAGAGAAAGAGAACUAACGGGGAGGGAGAGAAGCAACAGAAAUACAUUUCUACUGGAACAGCAUCAACAGAUGUUCUCUUUCAGGCACUGACGAGUGAAAGGAAACACAAAUCUGAGGAGCCCUCUCAUAUUCCAGUCUCUUAAUCAAAUCAAUGCAUCAGCAACCAGAGUGCUGAAAUUGUCUCGCCUGGUGUUACGUAUGAAAAGAUUUCAUCAUGGAAAAGACACUGCUGUGCUUGGUGCUGAUGGUUCCUUUGAUCUGUACUUUAAAGCAACGAAGAGAGCCGUCCGAGUGGGAUUAUCGAUCAGUGGCUGAGAAGGUAAACAUGCGAGGAUGUGCUAAUCUGACUACUGUGCUGGACAACUGGAAAUUUGCCAUUAUGACCCAGUUUAGAAACCUGCUCCUCUAUGAUCAUCACACUGUGCUGCCGGACUAUGGAAGGAUUAAGUCUCUCUCCGAAGCUUUGGAUGAAUUAUACAAAGAGUUUAAUGCCCUGAAGGAGCACCUGGGGGAACUGAGUACCAAGUUUGAAGGGGUAGAAGUCUUUGUGGAUGAGAUGAAUGCUGGCCGGCAGAUGGCACCUCCAAAAUCAGUUCCUACAGUGGCACAACCAGCCAGGCAGCCAGUUGCAAGCAAAGAGACGGGUUUGGGCCUUGGGGUCCUAACUAAUCAAAGAAAGUUUAAAAGGCCCAAAGCUCCUGUUAAUCAGCCUUAAAAAGGAAAUCAGCUCUCCCUGUUAUACUGAGCGUAUUAUUCUAUUUACAAAUACUAGCCAGUUAUUAUGUACGUUGUUCAGGUAUUUGCAUUUAUAAAUGUGCUCUGCUUAUUGUCCAUUUUCUUUAUAGAUGGUUCAUUGAAAUUCUAAAAAAAUGUUUUAAUUAUUUUAAAAAAGAUUUAUAUAGAAAAUGAAAAACAAACGUUUUAUGUGAUAUUUACAGAUAGGCUGUACCAGAGUGUUUUGGUUCAGGGGGGCUCUUCAGGGGGACCAACAUAUAUAAAUGCAGUUUUCUCCUUAAAUAUCAUAUAUUAGCAUAACUCUGCAUUCCUUCUGAUCCAUUCUGCUUAACAUACACACAAGGAAUGGUUCAUAGCAUGGAUAUCUUUCUUUUUAUUAUAUUUCUGAAAAUAAAAUAAAAUCUUAUA